Molecule: messenger RNA, 1113 nt
Organism: Branchiostoma belcheri (Belcher's lancelet)
Lineage: Eukaryota; Metazoa; Chordata; Leptocardii; Amphioxiformes; Branchiostomatidae
Product: leucine-rich repeat, immunoglobulin-like domain and transmembrane domain-containing protein 2
Exons: 2
Coding region: 1-1113 (370 amino acids)
Cellular component (GO): plasma membrane
Molecular function (GO): protein binding
Source: RefSeq, a predicted model, not a curated record
AUGUUUGCUGCAGUUUCUAUCAUGUUGCUUUUACAAAACUUGGCACAAGUAAGCUCACUUGGCUCUUGCUGGACGGACGGUCUCUGUGCACGGCAUAAUCCAACCUUAAAAACCGUACCGGACAAUCUAACAUUUAGCACGCUGUCUAGCCUGAUUCUCAAAUUCAACGACAUAGAACAGGUGACGUCAGUACCAGAAAUGCCGAAGUUGACAUAUCUGGACUUGUCUUAUAAUCGCUUGAAAGUAUUUCCGUGGUCCACACUCCACAAUACGCCACAGAUCACCAACCUAGACCUGCACCACAACCAAAUAUCACGAGUUGAUGCCUACGUCGACUUCCCUCGCUCUUUAGUGCAACUUUCUCUUCAAUACAAUCGCAUCGCCACCGUUCCAGAGACUUUCCCGAGCGGAGCGAACCCGCCGGAAAGCAUCUUCUACCUCGGGAUCUGGCAGAACCCGUUCCGUUGCGAUUGCGGGGCGGAGUGGAUCGCCCGUUCGCGGCGAUGCGUGACGGAACACCGCCGAGACGGGUGCGCGAACACCACGCCGAAGAAAGUGAAGGCCUGCAUGUUGGCGAACUGCGAUUUUCCUCAUCCAACUGGCACAGUGGUGGUCCUGGACGUCCCAGAAAAUCACGCCACCUUCAUCACUCGCCUGAGAUAUCCGUACGUCCUGAGGUGUAACUCGCCAUCUGAGAUGAAAGGGAAGUUCUUGAGGGACUUAAACCUGAUGACUUGUGCCCCUCCCAGCACUUCUGCAAAGCCACUACAAACCACAGAGCCUCACGCACCUAGGACAACCCGGACACAGCAAGUCGAAACGGGAGAACCAGAAGAGGAAAAUAAUGAACUGCAAGUCACUAUCAGCGGACAGAUGACCACUGUUACCAACUGGAAGGCACCACUGACGGAAUUUUGGAAAGCGUUCACCGCCAUCUUAUUCGGUGCGCUUCUCGCCGUCCUGGUUGUGAUCAACUUCACCCUGCGCCGCAGAUCGAGCGCUCUCGUGCAUCGCUUGCGUCACCGGCAGACUGCAGCGGGUCUUCACAGCACGGCAGGGGAACCAAGACGCCAGAGGCGCAGAAGAGACGGCGAGCAGGAAACAGGUUUCUAG